This is a messenger RNA of Closterium sp. Yama58-4, 3009 nucleotides long. Lineage: Eukaryota; Viridiplantae; Streptophyta; Zygnematophyceae; Desmidiales; Closteriaceae. The record is from the annotation of a GenBank genome assembly.
AUGGUCGCGGAGACGUCGGACCUCCCUCAAUCCUUCUCUUCUCUCGCCUUGAGUAGCGGUGCGCUCAUUCGCACCGUUCAGGCCGAGAACGCGACGGGAGGCGAUGCGGAGCGAGGGAGCGGCGAGGUGUCAGGGGUGCCAGUGGAGGUGUUUUCGUCGGUGCUGAAGAUGCUGCCGUCUCUCGACGACCUCGCCGCCGCCGCGAGGGUCAAUAGGGCAUGGCGCAUCUCCGCGCUCUCCCCCUCGCAGUUGCGCGCGUGUGCGAUCGACGACGACCGCCCCACCGCGCCCUCCGCGCACAGCCGCGUGCUCGCGCACUCCCGCGCGCCUAUGCCGCCUAAACCGCCUCCUCCCGAGCUCUGGCUCAACCCCGCCGCCUUCUCCCCUUUCCUCCACUUGCGCACGCCGCAAAGCCUCCGCCGAAGGGGGAACACCAUCCGCGCCAGCCCCGUGUUAGUAUCCGCGGUGGCGAGUGAUUCCGAGGGAAGCUGCCUCCCCAGCCGCGCCAGUUGCGAGCCGCUCGGAGGCACGACGCCGGCGACGCCGGAAGCCACGGUCACCAGCAGGCAGGCGGGCGGCGCAGAGUGGCGGGAGGGGUGCGCGCAUGGCGGGGUAGGAGGGGCGUGGUCGUCACCGCGCACGCCGUCGCCAGUUGCGGCGAGGGAGGGCGAGCUGAUGGCGUUCGACGAGGAGGUCACGCGCGCCGUGACGCAUGGCAGGCGGGUUCUGCGUGCGUGUCCGCGCCUGCAGGCGCUGCGCGUGCAGCACGUGUGCAUGGGCGCAACCUUCAACGGCUCCCCGCCCCCCUUCCACAGCCUGCUCUCCCCCACCUCCCCCUACCACCUCCCCUUCUCCACCUCCCCCUCCCCCUCCCCAUCCCCCUCGCCGGAGUCCCCCAACGCGCCUCAUUGCCUUCCCCCAUUGCCUCCUCCGCUCCACGCGGCUCUCCUCCUUCUUCCCAUUGCCUAUCCUCUCCCACCGCCUCCUCCUCCACAAUGGCACCCCCCAACUCGCCCUUUCCCCAGUCCUCCUCCCCCUCUCCCUUAUUACCCGUGUCCUCCACCCUCCCGGGCGCCUCUCUGCCUCCUCGCUCCCCGCAUUCCCCCGCUAUCCCGCCUCCCCCUCCGCCCUACCCGUGCGGGUGCCUGCCCCUGUCCGCGCGUGGGCUGGCGGGCAUUGGCGCGCUGUGCCCCGCCAUCAAGGCGCUCACCCUCACACUGCAGCUUCUUCGGGCAGUCAGUGAAGGCGGACGCCCUGUGGUCCACGCACUCCUGCUUCACCCACCAGGCCAUGACAGCUCUGGCGACAGCAGGCCCGCCGCCGCUCACAGCGCUGUCGCUCAGCCCCUGUGCCCUCGAGCCCGCCUCCUUCCACACGCUCGCCUCCGCGUUUCCCGGCCUCCUGCAUCUAUUGUGCCCUCGUAGGUCAAACAUGCUCCUGCCAUCCCCCGCCCGCCGCCCUCUAUGCCCAUCCCCCUGCCAUCCCCCUCAUGUCACCCUCCGGCGGCCAUACCCAUCCCCUCAGGCGCUGGACCUGCAGGGGCUGCACAGCGAGCCCAUGCACCUCGCCCACGCCCUGCCACUCCAGGCACUGCACCAUCUCCAGGCGCUGGCGCUUGGCCCUGCCACCAUGCCUGCCCUAGGCGAUUGGGAGCUGCCUCUGAGAAGCCUGCAGCAAAAGUCGUUUGACCUUCUUAACCGUGCCUCACGGAUCCAGAGCCUUUUGGUCGAAGACCUCUUUGAGUACGAGAGGCGCCAGAAUGAGGAAGAUAUCGGGAGAAGCCUUACACGUCUCGACUCCGUUGUUGAGCAGGUGAAGAAGGAUUUGUGCGAACUUAUGGAGUCUCACUGGAAGACUAUCCGUCAAACAAGCCGUUAUUGGAAAUUGCACGAAAGUCUGAUCGCGCUGGAGGCCUCGGCGAUUCAACUCGGUGAAGCAUUGUCCGACGCGUGUUCCCGUUCGCUUUCUGAAUCCAAGCCAGGCUCGGGUUCACCCUUGACCAUGCCUCUGCCAUUAUUACCUGUAGAUGAUUGGGAUGACAUAUUGCCAUGGCAAGCAGCCUCCAUACAAUCAGCAUUCCCCACAGCUCUGGAGUCAGAUGCAGAGACAACAUUGCAACCAUACUUCUACAGCAUGAGUCCUCUCUCUUGUUCAGGCUCAUCACCAUCGCUGAGAAACCACACAGCAAGUACGGCGAUCGCGGCGGCGUUCAAGCGGAAGCGCGGUCGGCCGAGCAAGUCGGACGUGCUGGCGCGGCAGGCGCUGAUCAUGGCGGCGCACAGCGGCAUGCCCGUCACGGACCCCUCCAACAUCGACGCCAUUCUCGCCGCGCAGAACGCGUCGGCGCUCGUGCCCACGGCGACGGCGACGCGCGCGAGGAUGACCAAGUCGCAGCUGAAGGCGCGGCGGCUCAACCAGGCGGGCGGCGACGACGGCGCGGCGGUGCAGCCCGGUUGGGUGGGACAGAACGUGCAGGGCGUGCUGGACGGCACGUUCGACGCGGGUUACUUUGUAACCAUCCGCGUCGGCAACACCAACACCAUUUUGCGCGGCGUCGUGUUCGCGCCUGGCGUAGCGGCGCCCCUGCCGUGGCCGGAAGACGCGGCGCCCAGAGUGCCGAAGCUGAAACGCGACGCGUCCAUCACCCUCCCUGCUGGCCCCGCCCCUGCUGCUGAAGCUUCAGCAGCGCCAGCGGCGGCAGCGGCAGGUGGCGAUCUGGGUGGCGCACGGGCAGCAGCGCCUGCAGCAGCCUCGCAACCUGCUGCAGCAUCGUCAGCUCCAGGUGGUGCAGCAGCAGGUGACGCGCCCAAAGCAGGUGCAGCAGGGGCGGCAGGGGCAGCAGGUGCAGAUGCUGUUCCUGCAGAAACAAAAUCGGUAACAGAGAGAGCGGCACCAGGCGCAGACGCAGGGGCGGCAGGGGCAUCACAUGCAGCAGGGGGGGUUGGGGCAGCAGAGGGUGAGCAGGAGGGGAAGGACGAUGGUGGGUCGAUGUGGGAGGUGGUGAUCUGA